CGAGACGAACGUUGUCGUCGAGACCCGAGGCUCUGCGAAUUCGACCGCAGGCGCCCGCUGGCUGUUUCGCUGGCAGGCGGGCGGGCAAGCGGGCAGACAAGUUGGCGGGCGGGCAGGCAUGGCGCCGUCGGAGCGAGCAUGCAAGAAGAUGCCAAAGCGCGCGUCUCGUCAUCAUCCACUGGCCGUCCGCGCUCGUGUUGAGCGUCGCCAGUGGAUUCUUGAGCUCAGGCGGCCUCCGUUUGGUGCGCGAGCAAGCGAGAGCUCAUUUCAUUCUUCACCCUCGCGUGCGUUGGCGUUGGCGUCGGUGUCGGGCUCUUUUUUUCUGCGUCUUCCUCGGAGCCAGCCACAGCUGAUUAGCGAUGCCUGGUGUGAUCUUGGCGCACUUGUAGUUAGUGUUUCACAGGUUCCGGACAUUUUCAGGAGUGCGCGCAUUUUCAUCAGAUUAGAACGCUGAGAAUUCGUCGGGGGCGACGCAGAAUCGAGAAAAAAAAAGUUUAAUUGAAAUGGUUGGAAUGCUGCAAGCUGUCAGUUCUUGCUCUCCCUCACAUUACCUUCUCAGGGGAAAGGGAGUUGUUGGUCAGUCAGGAAUUGAAUCUGUAAAAAUCGCAGCAUUUAGUUCCAGGCCCUCAGCGCAAGCCUCACGCGGCCAAUCUCCAGUCGUUCAUGUUUCGGCUCGGACCCAGCCCGGGAAUGCGAAACAAGGCUCACACGUAGGUGGAAGAGAUAGAGAGCAAAGAAAUGCUGGUCGAAGAAGAGUCACCCAAAAAGCUACCCUGGGUGUCACUGACAAGCUGGAUAAUCAAGAGAAGCGGACAGUGAAAACAGUGCGGAUUCACUACAAUAGGAAAGAUGGAGAUUAUGAGCAAUGGGGCCUUCACGUUUGGGGAGAUGCUGAAUAUUGCACCCCUUGGGAGUCACCCCUUGUUGCCAGAGGGUUAGAUGACUUCGGAUCUUACUGGGACGUCGAUUGUGUCGAAGGAGGCAAAGUUUACUUUCUCAUACACACCGGCAGAGAUAAGGAAUUUGAGGGAGUCAUGGAUACUGCAAAAAGUGACAGCGUGUGGGUGGUUUCUGAGCAUCCAGACGUAUUCAUGGAGAAGCCAGACCUAGAUUCCAUUCCAAAGGGCGAUCUUGGUUUUGCUCGUGCUUUGUGGGUUUCUGAACAAAUAAUCGCCGUAAAUUUUGAUGGCGACUGCUACAGUCUCCACGCUUGCAAGAACGCAAAUCUGACUCUCACUGCUGCAGGUGUCGAAGGAGCAAGCGAGAAGAUCCAGCUGGAAGAGGAUGUUCAAGGAUUGCCAAUCAAGGUCGUGGAAAAGUUUCCUUAUAUUACCGGGUACAAAGCACUACGAGUGCCCAAGGGCAUAGACACCAGGGAGCUUGUGAAAUGUCAAUUAGCUCUUUCUUCCUGUGAUUCUGCUGGUGUUCCACUCGACGCCACUGGGGUUCAACUUCCGGGAGUUCUUGAUGACUUGUUCGCCUAUGAUGGCCCACUGGGCGUAUCUAUCAUAGAGGACAACGUGUCCCUCAGCGUAUGGGCACCCACAGCUCAGAGUGUGCGUUUGAUUUUGUUUCACAGCCCUGCAGGCGGCGAGCACUUUGAAGUACUUCAGAUGAAUGAAAGCGACGGAGUGUGGAGUGUUCAAGGUCCUGCUGAAUGGAAGGGAAAGUACUAUUUGUACGAAGUGACCGUGUUUCAUCCGACAACACAGAAGGUCGAGAAGAGUCUGGCUUGUGAUCCGUAUUCAAGGGGUCUCUCAGCAAAUGGUGAAAGAUCAUUGAUUGUAGACCUUAACGAUGAGUCUCUGAAACCUGAGGGAUGGAGUGAUUUGGCAGCCGAGAAGCCUAAACUAGCAGCCUUCACCGAUAUUGCUAUAUAUGAGCUUCAUAUCAGAGACUUCAGCAUUGCAGAUGAAACUGUUGAUCCAGCUUUGCGAGGGACUUACUUGGCCUUCACUGAGAAGGAAUCUGCUGGAGUGAAUCAUCUGAAGAAUCUUGCAAAGGCGGGUCUUUCACAUCUGCAUCUGCUUCCUUGUUUCGACUUUGCUAGUGUCGAUGAGAAAAAACGGAACUGGAAAUCGGCGGAUGUUGAGAGCCUCAAGAAAUUUGCCCCAGACUCCGAAGAGCAACAAGCUGCUAUCACAUUAAUACAGGAUGAGGACGCUUAUAACUGGGGGUAUGACCCCGUAAACUGGGGAGUGCCGGAAGGAAGCUAUGCAACGGCCGCAAAUGGUUCGGUCCGGACCUUUGAGUUUCGAAAAAUGGUUCAAGCUAUCAAUCAUCUGGGGCUUAGAGUGGUGCUCGACGUCGUCUACAAUCAUCUGCAUGGGAAUGGGCCAACAGGCAUACACACAGUUCACGACAAGAUAGUCCCUGGUUAUUACCUUCGCCGCAAUAAAGACGGUAAUGUAGAGAACAGUACCUGUAUGAACAACACAGCGAGUGAGCACUAUAUGGUGGAUCGACUCAUCGUCGACGACCUACGCCAUUGGGCGGUCGCAUACAAGGUGGACGGGUUCCGCUUUGAUCUCAUGGGACAUUUGAUGAAGAGCACAAUGCUACGUGCCCAAAGCGUAUUGAGAAGCCUUACUGUGGAGAAAGACGGUGUUGAUGGAUCCAAGAUCUAUUUAUACGGUGAAGGAUGGGAUUUUGGGGAGGUUUCCAACAAUAUGAGAGGUGUGAAUGGAUCUCAAAGAAAUCUUGCUGGAACGGGAAUCGGCAGUUUUAAUGAUCGUUUACGGGACACUGUCAUCGGUGGUUCUCCUUUCGGUGAUCCCCUUCAGCAAGGUUUCCUAACUGGUUUAUCUCUCCAGCCCAAUGAAUUGGAUCAAGGCGAUGAACAGUCCAUGGCCAACCAUCUUGCUGCAACAACCGACUGGAUCCGACUGGGUUUGGGAAGCAAUCUGCGCACAUAUGUAUUUACCAAUAGCAAGGGAGAAGAGGUGAAAGGAGAAGAGGUCUUGACACAUGAUGGAGUACCUGUGGCAUAUGCUAUGGGUCCGGAAGAUCUUGUAAACUACGUGUCAGCCCAUGAUAACGAGUCUCUGUUUGACAUCAUUAUGCUAAAGACAGCAAGCGGUGUUUCACUUAAGGAGCGGUGCAGGAUCAAUCACAUGGCUACCAGUGUGGUGGCUCUAGCUCAGGGGAUUCCUUUCUUCCACGCAGGAGAUGACAUGCUUCGCUCAAAAUCGCUAGAUCGCGACUCUUACAACUCGGGUGACUGGUUCAACAGGUUAGAUUUUUCCUAUGAGACGAAUAAUUUUGGUGUUGGUCUACCUCCGAAGUCGAAGAACGGUUUCAAGUGGCCAAUUAUGAAGAAGCUUUUAUCAGAUCCCGCGAACAAACCUUCGAAGAAUCAAAUCCUCGCUGCUGUAGAAAAUUUGAAAGAACUUCUGAAGAUCAGAUUUUCUUCACCACUUUUCCGGCUGAAGUCAGCAAAUGCUAUUCAGGCCAGGUUGAAAUUUCACAACACCGGCCCGGCGGGUGUUCCUGGUGUCAUCAUCUACAGUAUCGAAGACGGAGAGAAAGGCAAACCUGGCCUAACGCAAUUGGAUAGCAGGUAUCGUAAUGUGAUCGUAAUCUUCAACGCUCGUCCAACACAAGUCAAGACCGAAGUUCAGACCUUCAAAGCUCGUUCAUUAUCCUUGCAUCCAAUACAAGCAGCUUCACAAGACGAAAUUGUUCGUACAUCGACGUUCGACUCGAAGUCCGGCACAUUUUCGAUUCCCGCCAGGACAACAGCUGUUUUUGUAGAGUCUCGGUAGACAGUGCACAAUCCCAGAAACAUUUUUGUACGUAUGGUUUUGAAAAUGCUCUCGGGAUCUUGGAAAAUUCCCCCUUUGUACAAUAGUAACCGGCGGUAGUGCAAAUGACGAUAGAAUAGUCACCAUGCUUUCACAGCGAUGGAUCUCAACCGGAUCAACAGGUUGCGAUCUUCGAAUUUACACGCUACGUGUUGGAAACUGCGUGUGAUUGGAUCAACAUCUAAACAGCAGGAAAGACUGCUGGUUAGACCCUGUUGAACUUUCAUUCAUUGCCUUCAAUCCAUAUAGUUUCGUGUCAAACUUUGGAAUAAAAGAGCUCGAGGUUACAAGGCAAACUUCUUGUCUACAUACAGACCACCGUGCAAACCUUAGUCAAACAAAAAGUCUCCCUUCUUAAAAAUUUCAGACUUCGUCAAACUUCGUCAGUCAUCAAAACUGCACACGUUGCAUCCGAAAAUCAUAUGGCAUUUUUCAAUCCUUUGCACUGAAUUGUUCUUGUAAAAUAUACCAAUUCAAUGUAUGCAACUCAGUACUGUGGAAUGAUCCU
Molecule: messenger RNA, 4311 nt
Organism: Marchantia polymorpha subsp. ruderalis
Lineage: Eukaryota; Viridiplantae; Streptophyta; Marchantiopsida; Marchantiales; Marchantiaceae
Source: the annotation of a GenBank genome assembly